AUGAAGCUCUCCACAUACCUCCCCAUUCUAGCAGGAACAUUUGUCAUCGCCCUCCCAACAGAAGCUCUCCCAAAACGCGACAACAAAUUGUGCGUCACUCAAGGCCCUGGUACAUGUACCUUCGGAUGGCAAGAAUACACAAAUUUCAACGGAGGAUUUACUUCCGAGGCGCGAAUCUACGAUCACAAAUGCAUUCAAAAGGGAGGCCUGAUAAGCGACAAUAUUGAUCAAUUUGUGACAGUUACAUCUGCCCAUCCUCCCAUGAGCGUUUCGAUUAAUGGAUGGGCUCAGCCUCCCCAAUUAGUUACUGAGGCAAUUCCAAAGUUUGAGUUUGAAGGGAAGACUUGGGGUGGAAAAAAUGGAUGUGCUUGCGGGAUAGGAGAAGGAACGAAUUUCUGGGGGUGUAGAUGUGCGUUUGAUUGCCCUUAG
Messenger RNA from Botrytis porri, 429 nucleotides. RefSeq lists its product as uncharacterized. The record is from RefSeq and is a predicted model, not a curated record. The transcript has a single exon. Bases 1 to 429 code for a protein of 142 amino acids. NCBI's taxonomy places the organism in Eukaryota, Fungi, Ascomycota, Leotiomycetes, Helotiales, Sclerotiniaceae.